CAAAAUGCCGUCACGCAAGGCGAAGACAGUGAAGGCACCCACUGCUCAGGCUAAACCUGCUGCAGAACCCGCUCCUUUCAUCAGCGAUCCUGACACACUUUCAUUUCCAUUCGCAGCUUAUACAGGCCUAGUGGGCAUACACACAUCGCUGCUCGCCUUCACCGCUCUCUAUCUACCACGUUCCAGCUUGUACUUCCCUCAAUCGCUUUAUAAUGCCUACUACCAAGUCCCCGAUUACGUCCUUGGCCUACCAAAGAGCGACGUGGCCGGCACGUCGGUGCUGGCGGUGCUGACUGCGAGCCCGGUGCAGACGCUGGCGUGGACCCUCGGCGGGGUCGCGCUGCUGCAGGCAUGGUGGGGCGGGUAUGUCCGCCAGUGGGCGCUCAGGAGUAGGGAGGAGGGCUCGCAGGGUGAGAGGAAGGCGCAAAGGCAGGAGUUGGAGAAGGAUAAGGUUGCCGCGCUGAACCAGGCUUUCGUGACUACGGCGAUUACUUCGGUGGUAUUCUUUGCUGUUAUUGUGUUGUUUGGGGCGCCAUUGGCCAGCCAUCUCCCGCAUACAUACCUCCUGAGCCUCCUGCUCUCCUUCCUCGCCGUGUUUCCCGCUGCGUAUACCCUAGGUAUCCCUCUAGCACUCAGGUGGCCGACUUUCUCUUCGUGGCCGGAGCUCGACGAAUCCCAAUCAACCUUCGUGACCAGGAUUCACUGGGUCCGUCUAUUUGCCGAGCUAUCCCCGCGUUCGCCGGUCGAACGGGCACUGGUGUACCCAGCGGCAGGGACUGCUCUGGGCUGCUGGCUCGGUGCGAUCCCCCUGGCGCUGGACUGGGAUCGCAGUUGGCAGGCGUGGCCGCUGCCCCCGACAUACGGCGCGCUGUUGGGGUACGUCCUUGGGUCGUUUGUUGCUAUGGCUGCCAGCGCGGUCAAGUACUUUGCUGAGAUGAACAGGCUGAAUAUUCGGCUUCGCGCUGAACGAGGCGUGAAGGAGGAGAGGAAGAAGAAGUAA
Molecule: messenger RNA, 1000 nt
Organism: Gloeophyllum trabeum ATCC 11539
Lineage: Eukaryota; Fungi; Basidiomycota; Agaricomycetes; Gloeophyllales; Gloeophyllaceae
Exons: 4
Coding region: 5-1000 (331 amino acids)
Biological process (GO): GPI anchor biosynthetic process
Cellular component (GO): endoplasmic reticulum membrane
Source: RefSeq, a predicted model, not a curated record